AUGUUCGUCCUUCACAAGGUUGUUGGAGUGUCUACUCUCAUAUUCACCGUAGUUUCUAGUCAAUAUAUUUCCUUUGGCUCCAGUGCUUUGAACGCCAGACUUAAUUCUUCCAGUCAAACACUUGCGUCCUUGAUUCCACAAGCGUUAACGACGUUCGAUUUCUCGCCUUUUGAUGUUCUUUCUCAAAGGAGCCAAAAUGGCAACUAUCAUGUUGGCGACAUCACACUCAGAUAUCGAGCUGUUGGAGAUAGUUCGUGGACCAGUGUCGAUUCCGCCGCCGAGAGGGCUGCGGUGACUUCCACAGGCGUUACUUCCGCAAAUCUCGCACCAACACUACCAUCAGGGAUUCCUUUAAGCAUCACGCGAGCCUGGUCCAUAAGUGGAGCGGACAUCAAUCUCAACUUCACUAUAACCAAUCAAGGCACCAGUAGCAUUGAAAUUGGAGCACUUGGAUUCCCUAUUGAGUUCAAUAGCAUUUUCACGGACAGAACAGCAGUGGAUACGCAAAAAAUGUGCUCUCUAGUGGAUCCAAAUAUUGGUCUCGACGGUGGCUAUCUGCGUGUGACGCCAUUGUCAGGAACAGGUCCAGCACUGGUAGUGACACCGCUAGGGCAUACACCCCUUGAAGGUUGGCGAUUCUUAGAAGAAGAUACCGACACGGCACUGGGAUAUCAAAGCCAAACAUUCGAAGGGUUUUAUUCUUGGGAAACCUAUACUUUAGCAUAUACUCAAAAUGAGUGGAAGGGAACGAGUCCUUGGAACCCCGGUACAUCGGUAGUACUUGCUGCAGGCCAAUCAAUCACGAAAGGGUUGAAGUUUUCAGCUGCAAGCAGCAUCAGUGAUAUUGAAUCGACUGUGGCCAAUACAGGAACACCAGUUGCUAUUGGUGUUCCGGGAUACAUCAUUCCACAGGAUCUCACAGCCCAAUUGUUCCUGCAGCACACUUCAACCGUCUCUUCUAUCACAUCAACUCCUGCUGGGGCCUUCACGUUUUCAACCGCAGCCAAGAAUAAGUAUACUCUCACACCUAGCUCGUCCCCCUGGGGAAGAGUUCGAGUAACAAUUACAUAUGCCGAUGGCCUUGUACAAACGGUUAAUUAUGUUAUUACUCAGUCAGCACCUGGAGCUAUAUCUUCGCUGGGCACAUUUUUGACAUCAAAUCAGUGGCUCGAAAGCAGCAGUGAUCCUUUUGGUAGAGGACCAUCAGUUAUAUCUUACGACCGCUCAGUUAAUGCUCAAGUUCUACAGGACCCGAGAGUCUGGAUUGCUGGAUUGAGUGAUGAAGCAGGAGCUGGUUCCUGGCUUGCAGCGACAAUGAAGCAAGCAAUCUCACCCAACGCCGCUGAGAUAACCAAAUUGGAGCAAUUCGUUACAAAAACGUUGUGGGGAAAUAUUCAGAACUCCGAUUACAGCGUCAAAAUGAGCGUCUUUUACUACCAGCCAGGUGCAGUUUCAUACAGUUAUUCAUCAUCAAUAGAUUGGGGGAAUUGGUGGAGCUGGAACAAAAACUCAGCUUACGGUACCGGAAGAACCUACGAUUAUGUUCAUGUGACGGCUGCUUACUGGGCUCUCUAUCGUGUCGCUAGAUUCUAUCCAAAAUUAGUGACGAAACAGACCUGGCAAUGGUAUUUGAAUCAGGCCUAUGAAACCAUCAUCUAUGCGACGGGCCCAGAUACUGGGUACGUCGAUGUAGGGCUAAUGGGUGAAACAGUUUGGGGAUACGUUUUGCAAGAUUUGCAGAACGAAGGCAACAAGACUGCUGCUAAUGCUGUGAUUGCUGCAAUGAAGACAAGGGCGAAUUUGUGGAAUAGUGAGGCUGUUCCUUAUGGAAGUGAGAUGGCUUGGGAUUCUACUGGGCAGGAAGGAGUUUACUAUUGGUCUAACUACUUCGGGUUGACAACCACGGUGACGAAAACAAUUAACUCGAUCUUGGGAUAUAUGCCUGCAGUAAGUCAUUGGGCAUGGAAUGGUAAUGCUAGAAGAUAUUGGGAUUUUAUUUAUGGUGGCAAGCUGAUGCGAUUUGAGCGGAUGGGUCAUCACUAUGGAUCCGGCUUAAAUGCACUUCCAUUACUAUCACACUUCGAACAAAACCCCACUGAAACAUAUCUCCUUCGAGUCGGUUAUGGAGGAACAAAUGGUCCCUUAUCCAAUAUCGAUAGCGAGGGCUUUGCAUCAGCAGCAUUCCACACAUGGCCAGAUACCAUGGCAUGGGAUGCAUAUAGCGGAGACUACGGUCCAAAUUUCGUCGGUCUAGCGCUUGGCUCUGGUACCUACGUCGUUGAUGAUACAACACUAGGUCUUAUCGCUUUCGGUGGCGCACUCACUGGCUCUAGCACAUCAUGGGCCGUAGCACCGAAAGAUGCCGUGAGGAGAAAAGUCUUUAUCGCACAAUUAGGAUUCAAAUUCGAAAUUGAUGCCGGUGCGAUAGCAAGUGUAACAUACACGAAUGGGACUGUAAAACUUACUAUCGCGCCGAUUGUUUCUACGGUUUCCACUAUGGCGAGUGCUUCUUCGACGAUUUUGAGGGUUACGAAGACUGCGCAGGUAGGUUCGGUGGGUAAGGCGACUGUGUCGGAGUUGGGUGCGCUGAGGGGUGGAUGGGCUGUUGAUUUGACGGGUGGAGAGGUGGUUGUUUCGAUUACUUUUUCGUAG
This is a messenger RNA of Sclerotinia sclerotiorum 1980 UF-70, 2652 nucleotides long. RefSeq lists its product as hypothetical. The transcript is spliced from 4 exons. The record is from RefSeq and is a predicted model, not a curated record. Lineage: Eukaryota; Fungi; Ascomycota; Leotiomycetes; Helotiales; Sclerotiniaceae. The coding region runs from base 1 to 2652 and encodes 883 amino acids.